Abrus precatorius (Indian licorice) is the source of this 4095-nucleotide messenger RNA. Its product is annotated as probable ATP-dependent DNA helicase CHR12. Gene Ontology annotation, molecular function: DNA binding; histone binding; ATP binding. Bases 1237 to 3894 code for a protein of 885 amino acids. The record is from RefSeq and is a predicted model, not a curated record. Gene Ontology annotation, cellular component: nucleus. Gene Ontology annotation, biological process: positive regulation of transcription by RNA polymerase II. The transcript is spliced from 13 exons. Lineage: Eukaryota; Viridiplantae; Streptophyta; Magnoliopsida; Fabales; Fabaceae.
AUACCCAAAGAAGGCGAAGAGAGGGUUUUUGGAUUGCGAAGUAAACACAACACAAGACAAAGCGUUAGAGAGUGCGUUUGUUUUGUGAGUGAGAGUCACAGAUUAAUUGGGAUUUCAAAUAUUGGUUAAGAAAAAGAAAAAGGGACCGUUGGUCUCGCUCCCGCCAUGGCCACGGUGAUGGAUCAAGAAAACCAGAAUGAGAAGCAGAAGAACCACACCAAGACACUCUUCUGUGCUCUCAACCUUCUCUCACGUGACCUCCCUCUCCCUUCUCACCUCCUCAACUCCGUUUCUUCCAUCUACCACAACCAUGUACCUCUUCUCUCUCUCUUUCCGAUUCCAAUUUCUAUUACCUAUUUUCAUUUCACGUUUUGGAUUCAUAUAUCAUUUUUAUCUCAUGCACUCGCGAGCUAUGUCGCAAUUCAUUUACUCACUCGCUGUGUUAUUCUUUUCGCUUUCCUCUUUCGCGUUUUCGACUCCGGACGGUGUAGGAAAUUCUGAAGAUGGUUUAAUGGCAGAUCUUGAAGAUGCGCUGUUGAGUCAGCGCCCAAAUUGUGUGUCGGGUUUCAAAUUGGAAGGAGCAAGGAAAGAUCGUUAUCGGAGUCAGAUUCAGCAUCGUUUAAAUGAGCUGGAAGAAUUGCCUUCAAGCAGGGGAGAGGACCUGCAGACAAAGUGCUUGCUUGAACUUUUUGGACUAAAGGACUUCCUUUCCGGCAGCUAGCAGAGUUGCAGUCAAAGGUUAGGUCUGAUGUGAGUUCUGAAUACUGGCUCAAUGUUAAGUGUGCAUAUCCUGACAGGCAAUUGUUUGAUUGGAGCAUGAUGAGGUUGCGCCGUCCUCUGUACGGUGUUGGAGAUUCAUUUGCCAUGGAUGCUGAUGAUCAAUUAAGGAAGAAACGGGACGCUGAGAGAUUAUCAAGAAUAGAAGAAGUGGAGAAAAAUCAUAUAGAGACUAGAAAAAGAAAAUUUUUUGCAGAAAUACUCAAUACUGUUCGUGAGUUUCAAUUACAAAUUCAAGCUUCUUUGAAGAGGAGAAAACAAAGGAAUGAUGGUGUCCAGAGCUAGUGUGUUUGGCAUUGGAGACCAGUGGGCUAGUUCAUGUCUCGGUCAAAAACCAGGAACAAAUCAUAUCUGCCUGGGACAGACAACACUGUAUUGGUUUAGCUGGUGGCUAGUGGUGGACUAGCCACAAACAAUGGGAGAAACUACUGAACAAGGUUCCAAAAGAACGAUGUGGCAAUGGGUGUGACUGGAAAUAAUGUAAAAGCUCCAGGAUUUAGGAAGUUUGGCAGUGGAGUAAUGAUGGGAGAAACCAUGGAGGAUGGUACCCAUUUGAUACCAUGUAAAAGAAAGGCAUGGCAUGGAAGGCAACGACAACGGGCAACCCGGGCAGAGAAAUUGAGAUUCCAAGCCUUGAAGGCCGAUGAUCAAGAAGCUUACAUGAGAAUGGUGAAAGAGAGUAAGAAUGAAAGAUUAACUUUGCUUCUUGAGGAAACAAAUAAACUACUAGUAAAUUUGGGAGCUGCUGUUCAACGUCAAAAGGACUCCAAAAAUCCCGAUGGUAUUGAACCCUUGGAAGAUACCGAAGCUGAUUUACCUGAGUCAGAUGCUUCAAAGAAUGGAAUUUCUAAGGAAUCACCUCUUGAUGAAGAUAUAGAUAUGAUAGAUUCUGAUCAUAAUGGUGAUUCUAGUGAUUUACUUGAAGGUCAGCGGCAAUACAACUCUGCAAUACACUCAAUUCAAGAAAAGGUAACUGAGCAACCGUCUAUACUUCAAGGGGGUGAAUUAAGAACAUACCAGAUAGAGGGGCUCCAGUGGAUGCUUUCUUUGUUUAACAACAACUUAAAUGGAAUUUUGGCUGAUGAAAUGGGGCUUGGGAAGACAAUACAAACAAUAUCACUGAUAGCGUAUCUUAUUGAACACAAGGGUGUGACUGGUCCCCACUUGAUUGUUGCUCCAAAAGCUGUUCUGCCAAAUUGGAUCAACGAAUUCACAACAUGGGUUCCUAGCAUCACAGCUAUUCUUUAUGAUGGAAGGCUGGAUGAGAGGAAAGCAAUGAAGGAAGAAUUGUCAGGGGAGGGGAAAUUUAAUGUUCUGUUAACACACUAUGAUCUUAUAAUGAGAGAUAAAGCAUUUCUAAAGAAAAUUCCAUGGUACUACUUGAUUGUAGAUGAAGGGCAUCGGUUGAAGAAUCAUGAGUCUGCUCUAGCUAGAACCUUGGACAAUGGCUAUCACAUCAAACGAAGGCUUCUGUUGACCGGUACCCCAAUUCAGAACAGUUUGCAGGAGUUGUGGUCUCUGCUUAAUUUUCUCCUUCCAAACAUUUUCAACUCAGUUCAGAAUUUUGAGGACUGGUUUAAUGCUCCCUUUGCAGACCGAGUCGAUGUCUCUCUGACAGAUGAGGAACAGCUAUUGAUCAUUCGGCGUCUGCAUCAAGUAAUAAGGCCCUUCAUAUUAAGAAGGAAAAAGGAUGAGGUGGAAAAAUAUCUUCCUGGGAAAUCUCAGGUCAUACUCAAAUGUGAUAUGUCAGCCUGGCAGAAAGUGUAUUAUCAACAAGUUACUGAUGUAGGCAGAGUUGGCUUGGACAAUGGUUCUGGAAAAUCAAAAAGUUUACAGAACUUAACAAUGCAACUCAGGAAGUGUUGUAACCAUCCCUAUCUCUUUGUGGGAGAAUAUGAUAUGUAUAGACGUAAGGAGGAGAUUGUCAGAGCAUCAGGAAAGUUUGAACUUCUUGACCGUUUGCUCCCAAAACUUCGGAGAGCUGGUCACAGAGUCCUCCUUUUCUCACAAAUGACUCGACUCAUGGACAUUCUGGAAAUCUAUUUGCGACUUCAUGAUUUUAAGUAUCUUAGACUUGAUGGCUCAACAAAAACUGAGGAAAGAGGCUGUCUACUACGGAAAUUUAAUGCCCCUGACUCCCCAUACUUUAUGUUUCUUUUGAGCACCCGUGCUGGAGGUCUUGGUUUGAACUUACAAACUGCAGAUACUGUUAUAAUCUUUGACAGUGAUUGGAAUCCACAAAUGGAUCAACAAGCCGAGGACCGAGCACAUCGCAUUGGACAAAAAAAGGAAGUCAGGGUUUUUGUGUUGGUUAGUGUAGGAUCAAUUGAAGAGGUGAUUUUAGAGCGUGCGAAACAAAAGAUGGGCAUUGAUGCCAAAGUCAUCCAGGCAGGACUUUUCAACACAACAUCAACAGCCCAGGACAGGAGAGAAAUGUUGGAAGAGAUUAUGCGUAGAGGUACAAGCUCACUUGGGACUGAUGUGCCUAGUGAGAGAGAAAUUAACCGCCUUGCUGCUCGAUCAGAUGAGGAAUUUUGGCUGUUUGAGAAAAUGGAUGAAGAGAGAAGACAAAAGGAAAAUUAUAGAUCUCGACUUAUGGAAGAGCAUGAAUUGCCAGAUUGGGUGUAUUCUCCAAUUAAUAAGGAUGACAAAGUCAAAGAUUUCAACGGUAAUGUUACUGGAAAGCGGAAAAGAAAAGAAGUGGUAUAUGCUGAUACAUUAAGUGAUCGGCAAUGGAUGAAGGCUGUGGAGAAUGGGGAAGACAUAUCAAAGUUUUCAGUUAAAGGGAAAAGAAGAGACCACCUCUUAUCCGACAGCAUUGCACAAGCCAGUGAUAAUGCAGAGGCAGAAGAAAGUUUAGAGUUAAGGACUGAUAGUGUCCCCAUGGCAAAUGAGGGAACAUAUGAAGAAGAUAGUUUCCAUGUGACCCCUGCCUCAAAGAGAUUAAAGCCUGAAGGAACAAAUUUCUUGAGACAUACAUACAGGGAUGUUGGAAGUGGAUUGAACCAUGUGUUAUCAUGGAAUACUCACAAAAAGAAGAGAUCAAGCUAUCUUGGCCAGGGUUCAUUGUCUGAAACUAGAGGGCAGACUUCAAAUGGAAGAGCAAAUUGGAAUUGAUCCGAGUUUAAUUAGGCAUGGCCUCAUGGAUGCCAGAAUUUUGCACAACUAUUGAAUGUGAUUCGGCUUGAAGCUCUUAUAACAAGAAAUGAUAAGCAACUUUGAGCUAAGCUAGAGUUUGUUCAAGUAUGCAACGUCCAUAUUAACCUCAAAAUGUCAAUGAAAGAAAAUAUUUAAAGAUAAAUUAUACUCUUAUUCCUU